Molecule: messenger RNA, 2307 nt
Organism: Alosa alosa (allis shad)
Lineage: Eukaryota; Metazoa; Chordata; Actinopteri; Clupeiformes; Clupeidae
Exons: 6
Coding region: 229-1662 (477 amino acids)
Source: RefSeq, a predicted model, not a curated record
GUUGCAGGGAAAAGUGUGUGUUUGUUGGUUGGGUAAACGCGAGAUGGUUCGGCUCUUCAUAGGUGAAGGCAGUCUGAGACUGAUUGGCAGUGGCAAUAUAUUCCACGUGUGCUAACCAGCCCACUGGGAAGACAUAGAAGCAUCUCAAACAAAACACAGAAACCCGCUCAUAGAAAAUCGUUGACGUCUGACUUAGAAGUCAAACGUGUGAAAUAAACGCACAUCAAAAUGUCACAAUUCGUCUUGGCAAUAAUAUACUCUUUAUUUGCCUACGGACCAAUGGUGAUAUGCGAUGUUAUGACCAACAAGAACGAACCCAGUAACACAUCUUCCGGGAGGUCUUCCAACAAAGAUCGAAAUGCAUUCUUUGCACUGCGAAGUUGUCACCAGGUUCUCCGUGGGGACAGCGGUGAAUUCUUCUCUCCGGACUAUCUGUGUUCUAACCCGCCCCUGUGGUGCAACUGGACCAUCCAGGUGUCUCCUGGGAAACGCGUGCACCUGCAGCUGGAGGACUUCACGCCGGCCAGCACCUGCCACCUGAAGAAGGACCAGAUCCACCUGGACGAGUCUACGGGAGGGGGCCCGGGGCCCAUGUUGGGGCCUACGGGUGACCACCGCAUCCUGGAGAAGUGCUGGAAGAAGGCAGAAUACACGUCACUCUCCAGUACCAUGCACGUGGUUCUGCUCAUCUCCCGGACGCCCGACCCACCGCUCAGGGGGUUCUACGGACGCUUCAGGUCCCUCGGCGGUACCGAGGAGUCCCUAAAGAACGGCGCAGAUGACACGAUGAACACCUCAGACUCUGAAGUACAUGAGAAGCGAGAGCAGUCUGAAGUCCACCGCAAACACAGCAAAAUUGAACUGCCUCGUGUACCAAAUCCAAGAAGCGUCUCUGAGAAGACAUCUUCACCCACUGAGGAGCCUCAAGUUAGUUAUUCUUCUGAUCAGAAUCAUUCCCCCAACACCAAAACAGCAGGUGGCGGCCAUUUUGUUUCCCCAGCCCCUACAUCCAUGUCCAAUGAGCUUCCCUCAGGGCCAGAGAACCUGGAAGGUGAGGGGUUGGAGAAGGGGAGCGUCACCUGGCAAACUGUUAGAGGCCACUUAGGAGAGGCACCAGAUGGAGGAAGAAGAGAAGAAACAGGAGGAGGAGGAGAAGAAGAAGAAGAAGAAGAAGAAGAAGGGGGGGAAGUAAAGGUAUCUCUCAAGCAUUCUCUGACUCCUGAUGCCAACUCUGUGUUGACGGGGAAGAAGAAGAUUGACCGUCCGCACGCCGACAGCCCCGGUAUUGUCACCGAGUCACCUCUGGCUGUCACUCCUCAACAUGUUAUACCAACAGCAGUGAUAAUAACUACUACAACACAAGGAGAGGUCGAUACAAAUAUUCCGAAGCCCAAAGUUGAAGCUUCAAAGAAAGCUGAAACUGAGGUCGAUUACAAAGAGAGAACACUUUCACAUCAAACCCACAGGAAUAUCACCCAUCAUCCACACUUACCGGGAGCGUUUCUUUUUGAGGUGUCGGUGGAGGUGGCCUUGAGUCAGCAGACUGGGGAGAGUUGGGACCAUCGGGCGACCACUCUACUGACCACACUCAAGAACAUGAUGAAAGAUGAGCUAUCGAGCUACGCUCCAAAAACCAUAUCAUCCAAACGAAUUAAAAGGUGAGUUUCAGUCUGUCUGUCUUCACGUUACUGACUGCUCCUUUGUGGAUCUCGUAGGUGUAGAGAAAUGGGGAGAGGCCUAAACUGGUAUCACAAGGGCAUCUUUAGUAAAGUAACACUUUAGUCCAAUGACACUUAGAAAAUGUAGAAAGAACUUAAUGAACAGCUUUUUCUGUUGUUGCUUAUUUAUACAGCGCCUUUUUUCGAACUCCCUUGUGGUAAAAAUAAAUUAUUAAUCCACAAAGAGACAAAAAGAAGCACACAGGCAAGCUGACUGUACGGUAGUGUACAAAGCUUUAUUCAUGACACCAGAGACAGGUCAGUCUGUUGUAGACAUACCAUUAUUCAUAGGGCUAAACAGGGUAUUCUUGAUGGAUUGCAUAUAAUGGAAGUAAAAAAGAGCUGUCAUGAUAAAGAAAGUUCAUUUUAAGAAUGCUGUUAUUACUCCAGACUCCCUAAGGUGGUUGACCUCAGAGGUCAAGAACAAGAGAAACCCAAAAUAACUCCUUGUAAUGAUCAUCCUUGCAUCCUCACCCUACAAGUGUAGCCUGUUGGACAACAACAACCCGAGUAGACAUUUAAAAGCUAAAGUGUAGUCUAAUUACAGGAAAUUUCCCCACACGCCACUUAUACCAGAUACCAUACUAGA